Messenger RNA from Magallana angulata, 6439 nucleotides. RefSeq lists its product as uncharacterized. The coding region runs from base 1578 to 5696 and encodes 1372 amino acids. NCBI's taxonomy places the organism in Eukaryota, Metazoa, Mollusca, Bivalvia, Ostreida, Ostreidae. The record is from RefSeq and is a predicted model, not a curated record. Gene Ontology annotation, molecular function: nucleic acid binding; protein binding. The transcript is spliced from 15 exons.
UAUACUCGAUAGUUAAUUAGAGUAAAAUCUUCGAUUUCUAUGAAAGUUUAUGUAUUAUGUAAAAUGUUCUCCCUAAUGCUUAGUUAUGGGUCUCUUUUUUUUUGUCCGAAUUUCGAUCGUACAGAUGUAAAAAGAAAGUUGGAAUCCGAUGCACUUUUUGAUGUGCACGUUAUUCGUUUAUGGUUAAUAUUGUAUCACUCAGACGUUUUGUCGUAUGUGGUACUGGUGUCAAGUAAAAAAUUGUGAACCAAUUGCAUUCUAAGAAGCCUUGCACAGCAUUUCACAAAACAUGUUUGAUUCUUAUGCAGCUGUUUUUGAGGUUUUAGUCCAAAAGAGGCUUUUUUGUCUCAGGAAAGAAUAGUUAUUAAGAGAAUCAAUAUAAGUAAUCUGUCGUUUAUGAGAAGAUCUACACCAUUAUUUAAUUCAAGGCUGCCUUUGUCUUUUUAUUUUAAGGAAAACAAAAUUGAAAGAAAUGAAAGGAAUUCAAUAACUAAUUGACAUUUCAGUACACAAAAAUUGUGACUGAAUUAAAGUGAGGUUUACUUUUUAUAAAGUCCUGAAGGACAAGGUGGGAUAACUUUCUGAUUGACACUGAUCAAAUGUUGUUAAAUUGGCCUAAUGAUUAUAGUAAUUUUGAUAAAUGGGCAGAAUGAGUUUUUCAACAUUCAGCAUUUGUUACAUGGUUCAAGAGUUUCAAUUUUGGAAAUAAAAUUAGUCAUCUGUUAACCGGUAUAUGAUUUUAUCAGACAUUUUUUGUUGUAACUAGAAAUUAGAUCAUAACUUUUGAUUUUGUUUGAUGAAGAACUGAAGUCAGCUGAUGAAGCCAGUAAUUAUUCAAGAUAUUAAAGAAAUAUUGAUAAUAUAAUUAGAUGCUUGAGGUAAACUGUGCCAAACUGCCAAUCCAAAACAGAGGGAUAGUGUGGGAAGUUAACUAGCAAUGACUCAUUAAAAUAUUGAAGAGGAUAUUGCAUGUAUUCAGUUAUGUGUUAGAAGAGUUAUUCUUCUUAAAACAGCCUGAGCUACAAAACUGAUGUUUAUUCAGAAAAAUAAAGACUUUAACAAUUAUGAGGAUGAUAGAAAAGAUGAAAGAGGAAAAAGAAAAAAGAUGAUACUGAAUCAUAGACAGUGGACUAAGAUAGAAAAUGAUGAUGAUGAUGAUGAUGAUGAUGGACCACAGUCAUUGGACUCACAAACAAUGGACUCACAGACAUUGGACUAUGAUAGAAGAUGAUGAUGAUGGACCACAGUCAGUGGACUCUCAGACAUUGGACUUGGAGACAGUGAACUAAGAUAGAAAAUGAUGAUGUUGAUGGACCAUAGUCCAAACAUUGGACUCGGAGACAGUGAACUAAGAUAGAAGAUGAUGAAGAUGGGCCACAGUCAGUGGACAGAGAUAGGAAAUUCAAAUGAUGAAUAUGAAGAAUAUGAGUUAUCAUUUAUCUCAAAGACCAUCAGAGACAUAAGGCUCUCCAAAAAAAAAGAUGACACCCUAUUUUAUGCUUAGAUAUCUUGCUAUUAAAAGAGAUGUUAAAUGUUAUUGAUUGUCUUGGAAAUGACAAGGUUGAUUUAUCAGUACAAUGGACUCUGGACUACUGGGUCAGGCUGUGCAGUACCACGGUCCAGAACUAGUAAGAUGUCUGCAGAUAGAACAGCAGCAAGUACCUGUCAGUUUGACUGACCAUCUGAAUAAGUACCGCCAGAGGCAACCCAAUACCUCAAGGCUUCGGAGAGAUAUCUCCCAGCGUAUACACAGCUUUGUUGCCAAGAAAGCAGAUUAUCUGUUUAAUUCUGUAGAAGAUGCAUCGGGACAUCCAGCCUCUUCCAGUGUUGAUGAUACUUAUGCAAAAAUGCCACCCAUUGAGUCCUUUAUGGGAGUAGACUGGACUGCAGCUAGAAGACAUUUCUUUAAUAGUUUAGAAAGAUACGACAUUGUGAUUGGAGUAGUGACCACGGCCCUAGAGAGUGGACUGGUUCUCACUCUUCUGUGUCUGGACAAUGACAAAGCUCGGGAUAUUGAUGAGAUGAAAAUAACAGCAUUCUGUCCAGCCAAGGAGCUCCCUAGAGUCCCCUAUCAGAGCCCCCUGGAGGGGUUUGCUGUCAAGGACAAAGUCAGAGGAGUUGUAGUGAAUGUGAAUUCCGAGUCUGAGCGGAUCAUAGUGUCCCUGAACGAGCGAGCUUUGUCCGAGGAGCAGGAGACGGUCAAACUUGGUCUUAUAAAUGCUGAUGAUUUUCCUGUCCAGUACAGACGCAAGUUACACAUACGCGGGUUGACCUUUGAUGAGCUCCUGCACUCCAUAUUGGGAUUUAACAAUCAAGGGAAUGUGUCAUUUCUGCUGGAUACUUUGAAGCUUGACGAGACAUCAUCCUACAUGAGAGGCCUGCACAAGAAACAAAUUCCUGAGAAGGAGAUGUCGGAAGGUUUGAGAAAACAGCAGUCUCAGAAAUGGGCACACCAAUGUGUGGCUGAUGGAAUUAAGUACUUCAAGAUGGGCCGACAAACAGAAGCCAUUCAGUACCUGAACAAAGCUCUACAGAUCGAUGAGACCAAUGUGGAGGCACUGACAGCCAGAGGAGCACUGUAUGCAAACAAUGAAAGCUACAACAAAGCAAUGGAAGAUUUUGAAGAAGCAUUGAGGAUAAACCCCACCCAUCAAAAUGCCAAGAAGUAUAUGUAUGAGACACUGUUAGCCGUGGCUCGUGUGAAGGAGGAUCUGGAGGCUUAUGAAGAAGCUGAGAUGUAUGUAAAGAAAGCCCUGGAUAUAGAGCCUCAGUCUGUGGAAGCAAGGGAGGCCCUCAGAUUUCUACUCUACAAAAAGGAACGGCACCACUCCAGUGAUCGCUACAGAAAACCGUCUCGACACGAUGAACGCCAAGAUUCAGAUGAGGAUAUGUUUAUGGAUCGCACCACCGCCACACUUAAAAAAUUGAUUAAUGAAGACAAAAGCAGAAGUGGAAAAAAGAGAAGAGACAGGUCUCCUCAAGGUUCAAAGUCACGAAGGUCAAGAUCAAGAUCACCAAGAUCUGAAGGUCACAGAGAUUUAUUUGGAAGUAAUAAAUAUGACAGCAUUCCAGGACUAGAUCUUGGACAAGAGGCCUCAGACAGAAGGAAUAACUCGCCACCCAGGCAAAGAUAUCGGUCAAAAUCGCCAGAUGAAUCACCCCGCCGCAUGUACAAUGUUGACCACCAGUCUUCAUUCAUGUCCAAAGGAAGUGACUUUUUUAAAGACUUGAAGGACUAUUCUGAUAGAAGAGGGACAUAUGAAGGAGAGUAUAGAGAUAAUCGAGAUUAUAGUAGAGAUAGAGAUCGGGAGUUUAGUAGAGAUCGUGAAUAUGGAAGAGAUCAAGAUCGUCAUAGCCUGGAAGGAAGUAGAGAAAGGAGUUUGGAUAGAAACGCAGACAAACAAAACCAGGGCAGAAAUCCUGAUAGGGAAAUCAGAAGGAAAGAGAAAUAUGCUGAAGGAAGCAGGGGACUGCAGAGAAAUCCUGAAAGAGGAAGUCUGGAAAGAAGUCAGGAUUGGAGGAAUAUAGAGAACUCUGAUUCUCGCAAAGAGAGGCAGGACAAGAAUGACAUAGACUUUCUGUAUGGAGAUAUUGGAGAAUCUCAGAGAGACAGACAAGAUAAAGGAAAUCCAAGUUUCACUGAAAAUCUGAUGAACAUCAGACCAAAGUCUGAUCGUUCAUUGCAAAUUAAGGACAGGAAUGAGAAUCGCCCGAUAUCCCCUACCAGGAGGAGUGUGUCACCCAGAGAUAGGAAAGAUGGACAGAAGACCAGGGAAGAAAUGUAUUCAAAGGAAGAAAAGAGAGACAAUGAGUUUACCAGCAGCGAUAAAGGCAACACUGACAGUGAAUCUCCAGUAAAGAAGAAGAAGUCCAAGAAAAUGAAAAACAAAGACAGUAAAGGAGAGAAAAGAAAACGGAAAAACAAGGGAAGUGUCUCUCCCUCAGAUAAGAGGUACCCAAAAGAGGACAGAGAAGACAGGAAAAAGGAUGACUGGGAGUCACAGGGUAGCUACAGUAAAGAUAGGAAAAAAGAAUUUAAAGACAAGGAUAGUUUUGAAGCAGAUGUAAAACCUAAGCUUGAUAAAAAGUAUAAGAAAAGAAGAGAGUAUUCAACAGACAAAGAGGUAGAGAAAAAGAAACAAGUAAAAGGGGGAUCUUUGGAAGAAGUUGUGAAAUCCAGAUGGGAUAGUCCAAGCGAUGAGAAAUAUUACAAAAGUAUAAAUUCUGAGAGAAAAUCACGGUUUGAUGUAGAAGAUAAACCUCGAGACAAAUUGCAAAAGCCAAAACAAGAAACAGCAUCAAAAUUCAGCAAUACAUUCAAAGAAACUGUAGACAAGAAAGAUUUUUCUAAAGUUAAAGAAGAGCCUGUAGGACCACCGACAUCAAAUCCAUACAAGUCGUCUUCUCGAGAGAGGGACAACAGUUACCCUAAAGCCGAGACAAAAAAGUUUGCUCUCCCAUCUAAAGAAGAACUAGACCGAGAAUUUGAAGGCAUUCGCAUUCACAUACGAAAUGACAAAUACAAUGCUGUUGAAGAACCAAAAGCACCCACUAGUAAACUUUGGGUCCGGCCAUUUGACAGUGUAGAAGAAGACCCGGUCAGCAUUGUGAGUGCCCUCCACACAGACCAGAUCUAUGCUCCCAAACCUGAGCCAGUGUUCCAAGAGGAGAUGUUUGAGGUGAAAUUAAAAAGGGAAGAUAGUCCAACUUAUGAAAGACCAAAGUCAAACUAUAGACAAAGACGGUCAUCCUCCUCCUCAUCUUCUAGUAAGAGCCGCUCUCCAUCUCAUGACAAAGAUCAGAGACGGAAGGCAGUAAGGCACGAUAAAAGGUCAAGAUCAAAGGAGAGCAAAAGCCAUUCUCCAGGUUCCCGGUAUUCACAGUCUGAGAGAAAGAGAUCCAGGUCCCCACAUCAUCACGUAGGAGAUAAGAAUCCCAUUGGCAAGAAAUUGUACGAGAUCAAUCGAUACAAUAAAAACAGAUUCAAGGCAGAUGGGAAAUCCGUAACUAUAAAACCAUUCAUAAAAUUAGAGAUUGAUUCUCGGGGAAGAGGUGCUAGGGGUGUUGGAAUGAGGGGAGGUAAUAGUGGAAUGAGAGGAGGGAUUAGGGGUGGAGCAAUGGGGAGAGGGGACUCAAAGUUUGUUGAGGGUAGAGGAAAAUUUAUUCCUCGGGGUAGGGGUGUUUUCCGGGGACGCAGACAGUUCCAAGCUGGAAGAAGGGGGAGAGGGGGUAAUUAUAGGGGCCAUUCUCACUACUCUAAACAUAGAUCAAGAGGUCGAUCUGACUCAAGGUCCAGAAGUCGAUCAAGGUCAAGAGGUCGUUCAAGGUCUAGAAGUAGGUCAAGAGGUCGUUCAAGGUCCAGAAGUAGGUCGCGGUCAGGACAUCGAUCUAGGUCAAGAUCCAGGUCCAAACACAGAUCAAGAUCUCCAAAAAAUCGACCACCUAAAAGUAAAUCUCCCAACAAAAAGAGGGGUAACUGGUCCCCACCCAUAGGUCAAGGAAGUGGUUAUUAUGGUCCCCGGGCUAAGGAUAAACCAGGUAAACCAGUUGAUGGAGGAAUCCCAGGGGGCAAUGUCCCUUCCUCGGACAAUGCUCCAGUGACCACCGAGGGAAAGGGCUCCCUGGAAAUGAUGGAAACAUUUCUUGAGCAGCUGAGACAGAAAAAAAUGCAGGCUGCUGCAAACAAUAACUUUUAAAAAUGUUAAGAGAAAUUGAAAGGCCAUAAUGGCUACAAGAUUCAAGUUUUAUAGUGACAUAAGAUUUUUUAAAAAGCUCAAGUUUUUUUUUUUUUUUCCUUGAGUUUAUGUCUUUUGAAUACAAGUGUCGAGUUUUAAGGAUUAUGUUGCACAUUAUGUGUUGAAAUUUAGGAUGAAAUACAUUGAAUUUUAAAUUUUGUACAAUUAAAAAUGAACCCCAAGAACCCUCACUUUGUUUGUUCCCAUAUAUGUACAUUGUGUUCAUAAUCCAUCCAACUUCAUAUCAUUACUGUUAUUUUUAGGAUGCAACUCAAUUUUUCAAGGACCAUGUGUAUUUCUAACAGUUGUGUGAAUCAGUUAAGAAUUUGCUUUCUCAAAUUUUAUGUUUUAAAUGACCAGUUCAAACAUUUAAAAAAAAAAACCCAUUAAUUAUGAAUUGAAGAUUAAUCCUAUGAUCGUUAGAAUAUAUGAAAGAUUGUAUUGAGGCUGAAUAGGAAGUGGAUUUUUGCUUAUUUUUAAAUAAAGAAUUUAAUGGAUUGGUAAACAUGUAUUCUUCAUCUUUUAGUUUUGAUGUACAAUGUAUUUAUAUAUAUAUGCAUGUACUUCAUAAUAUUAAUUUGGUUCUAUUUAUAGUUCAGGAAUUCACACAAGUAUUAUCUUUUCAAAAAUACCUUUCUUACACUUUACAUCAAAUUUUAAUUCUAAAAUAUUCCAAAUGUAUUUAUUUAAAAUAGAUUUAUUAU